GUACACUACACGCGCUCGGCACUAGUUUUUUAAAGUAAUCGGGAGACGGCGGCGUGCAGUUUCCUUCACAACACUAACCAGCAGAAGUACUCUUUCCUCGUCGACACUAACUAACUUUUAACCCCACACCAUGGCUGAGAUGGUAGACAUGGAGGAGGUGAAGGGCUCCAACGGGGAGCCGGUGGGGAACGGACUGAGGCAGCAGAAGAGCGGGACGGAGCCGCUGUCCCGGCGGGUGAAGAGGCUGCUCAUGGCCAACCUGCUGGUCAUCCUCACCGUGGCCGGGGUCAUCGUCGGGGUCUUCAUCGGACUCGGCGUGCGCAACGUGGCGCUGACCAAAACCCAGAUCAUCUACAUCGGGUUCCCGGGGGAGCUGCUGAUCCGCCUGCUGAAGAUGAUCAUCAUCCCGCUGGUGGUGUGCAGUCUGGUGUCGGGGGCAGCCAGCAUCGACCCCGCAGCCCUGGGCCGGCUGGGCGGCUGGGCCAUGCUCUUCUUCCUGGUCACCACCCUCAUCGCCUCCUCCAUAGGGGUCGUGAUGGCCUUCAUCAUCUCGCCCGGGUCGGUGUCCGUCAGCAAGCCGGCGGGCCUGGAUGAUGUCGUGCCGCCUCACAAAGAAAUUAUAGACUCUUUCUUGGACUUGAUAAGAAACAUUUUCCCGUCCAACCUUGUAUCUGCUGCCUUUCAGUCGUAUGCCACCUCUUACAAGGAAAUAAAGAAUGCCACAGGUGGCAACAUGAACAUCUCAGGGGAGAAGGUGCCUGUUGGAAUGAACCAGGACGGCAUGAACAUUCUCGGGCUGGUCGUGUUUGCCAUCGUGUUUGGCAUUGCUCUCAGGAAGUUGGGUGAGGAAGGAGAGAUUCUCAUCAAGUUCUUCAACUCCUUCAACGAAGCCACCAUGGUGCUGGUCUCCUGGAUUAUGUGGUACGCUCCUCUUGGUAUCAUGUUCCUCGUCGCUGGAAAGAUUGUGGAAAUGGAGGACGUCGGCUCGCUGUUUGCCAGUCUGGGGAAAUAUAUAGCCUGCUGCAUGGUUGGACAUGCUAUUCAUGGCUUUCUUGUGCUGCCAGGCAUCUACUUCAUAUUUACAAGGAAGAACCCCUACACUUUCCUCUGGGGAAUUUUUACUGCUCUGGCUACAGCAUUCGGAACCAGCUCCAGCUCAGCCACACUGCCCCUCAUGAUGAAGUGUGUGGAGGAAAAUAACGGAGUAUCCAAGCACAUCAGCCGUUUCAUCCUGCCCAUCGGGGCGACAGUUAACAUGGACGGAGCUGCUCUUUUCCAGUGUGUGGCUGCAGUUUUCAUUGCUCAGCUGAACAACACGUCCCUUAACUUCAUCCAGGUCAUCACCAUCCUCGUGACGGCCACGGCAUCCAGUGUUGGAGCAGCAGGUAUUCCUGCAGGAGGUGUUUUGACCCUGGCUAUUAUCCUGGAAGCAAUAGGACUUCCCACCAGUGACAUCUCUCUUAUCUUAGCCGUUGACUGGAUUGUUGACCGUACCUGCACAGUACUGAAUGUGGAGGGCGACGCCUUCGGAGCCGGCCUCCUGCAGCAUUAUGUGGACAAACACCAGGGAGGAGUAGAGUUGAGCGAAGUCAAACUGGAAGGAGACGUCUCGGCUGCUGGCCCCGAGAACUCGCCUCUCAUUGAGAAACGAAGUGGUGGUGCAGAAGGUGUCAAGAUGCCACUUUCCAGCGACAAAGACUCCGUUAUGUAAUCCCCCCCCACUGACGUUAUCAAGAACUAUCCCCAAAACAGAGGAUUUUGACACUCCUGCAAGCAGAAUGCUCAAGUUCAGGCCCCUUUUUCCAUUUGAUCUGCCUGAAGAAAAGAUUGCGAAGAGAGAGGAUGGACAUGCACACUACGAUGCGAAGAUACACUUCCUGACCUCAACACUUUUCGGUAUCUGGGAGGACAACUCGAGUCAAAUGUUACUCAAACUAUAUUAUAUAAGCAUGGGGUUUGUUUCCCUUUGUGACGUUAGUACAUCAGACUGGCUUGGGUUUACACAAGUCCAAUGAGUCAUUUGACUGAUUCUGUCCAACUUUGAAGUCAGAUUGUUCUCAGACGAGCAUGUUUUGUGUUUUUUGUAUCAGCUGUUCUGUAGUCCCUAUAUAUGGUUUUUCAUACGAACAGUUUAUACGUCCACAUAAGCGAGACCAGGGCGAAAUCUACACCAGUGACCCUCUAGAUAUUGCAGGUGAUUUAAAUUAAAAAAAAAAAAGAAGCUUUUUAUUAUGGUAGAGA
This is a messenger RNA of Cololabis saira (Pacific saury), 2241 nucleotides long. RefSeq names its product solute carrier family 1 member 5 (gene slc1a5). The transcript is spliced from 8 exons. Bases 131 to 1711 code for a protein of 526 amino acids. Gene Ontology annotation, molecular function: symporter activity; neutral L-amino acid transmembrane transporter activity; L-aspartate transmembrane transporter activity. Gene Ontology annotation, biological process: L-aspartate import across plasma membrane. The record is from RefSeq and is a predicted model, not a curated record. Gene Ontology annotation, cellular component: plasma membrane. Lineage: Eukaryota; Metazoa; Chordata; Actinopteri; Beloniformes; Belonidae.